Molecule: messenger RNA, 474 nt
Organism: Strongylus vulgaris
Lineage: Eukaryota; Metazoa; Nematoda; Chromadorea; Rhabditida; Strongylidae
Source: the annotation of a GenBank genome assembly
UGCGCUGGUGCAUUCGCUGCACUCGGUGAUCCAAUGGGUUGGCCUUGGCAGUCAUGCACCGAAAUGGUGAUGCCACUAUGCGGAAGUGGCUGGCCGAACGACUUCUUUUGGAAAGAUUGUCCAUUUACAAUUGAGGGAGCUGCGCAGAACUGCAAAACAUGGUUUCAGAAGGCCGGCUUUGAUCGCUCAAUGCUACGUCCACAUUGGGCUAGUCAAAAUUAUGGCACAGCUUUCCCAUCUGCCAGCAAUAUCGUAUUUUCAAAUGGUUUCCUUGACCCCUGGUCAGGAGGUGGAUGGUCGCUCAAACCUAAAAUAGAGGGAUCGCUGGUUUCGAUAAUUUUGAAAGAGGGGGCACAUCAUUACGAUCUUCGUGGAGCUCAUCCAGAUGAUACGGAAGAGGUAAAAGAAGUCCGCCAAAUGGAAAAAGCUCAUAUCAAAAAGUGGAUUCAAAAAGCAAAUGCAGCAAGAAUGUAA